Phytophthora sojae is the source of this 2835-nucleotide messenger RNA. RefSeq lists its product as hypothetical. The coding region runs from base 1 to 2835 and encodes 944 amino acids. The record is from RefSeq and is a predicted model, not a curated record. Gene Ontology annotation, biological process: phosphatidylinositol metabolic process. The transcript has 2 exons. Gene Ontology annotation, molecular function: phosphatidylinositol kinase activity. NCBI's taxonomy places the organism in Eukaryota, Oomycota, Peronosporomycetes, Peronosporales, Peronosporaceae.
AUGGGGCACCCGCCGCCGGCCUCCGAGAGCGACGCGCUGCUGCGCGGGCAAGACCAUGGGUCCUUCUGCUCCAUUUCGCUGUCCAGUGAUCCAACCGAGAAGCUCUCCAAGUCGCGGCUAGACAGGCAACGCAGCGCUCGCAGACGCAGCCGCCGUAGAGCUGGUCUGCUGUCCAUGUUCAGCUGCUUCCGAGCUCUAGUCACGGGGCCGUUCUCCGGUCUCGUCGUUGCAAUCGCGGGGCUGCUAGUGCUCGUGGGCGUGGCCUGCUCCACCAUCGCUUUAGUGGGGAGCUACAGCGCGGACGAGUACUUGUUCCUGGGAGCCAUCGCCUCCAGCGCCUUCACGUUGGUCAUCAUCGUGUCGUUCCUCACGAGUCCCGCGGUGAGAGCGCACCCGAACCCACUGAUCUUCAGCAAGAGCUUGGUAGACCUACUGCUGGCCAUGAUCUACGUGGCGGAGUACUGCGUGACCGAGUUCUCGGCGGACUCGGUCGUGCUGCCGUUCCGCAUCGCCGCGAUCACUCAGGCGCUGCUCAUCGCCGGCGAGUUCUGGUUUUUCGCCAUCCCGAUCGACAUGGUGCAGUCCAUCACGAACCCCUUCACGUCGUACGCGCACAACUUCCGCGUGUAUUGGUUCUACUCGGUGCUCAGUGGGAUAGUGUGCGGCCUUGUGCUCUGGUUCCUGGGCGACGCCGAGGUGGAGUGUGUCGACAAGAACGACACGAGUCCGGACUGCUUGAAGGCGGAGGAUGAAGGAGAUCAACGGUUCAUUUGGUUCCACCAUAACACGGACAUGCCGGGCUUCUUCUGGCACCAGUGGAUCUUGUACCACGUGUGCGUCGUGGUGUAUCUGCUCUUCGGGCUCGCGUGCAUGGCGUACGUCCGCUCUCGGCUACGACGUGGACUGGAGGAGACGUUCGAGGUGCGACGCCGCGUGCUGUCGAACGGAAUGUUGACGUGUGCUGUCUUUAUUUCGUGGUCGUUCCUCAUGAUCUUCCUCUUCGCGAUGACCAACACCGCGACGGUUAAGAGUGUGCUGGGCAGCACGUUGUUCAAGGAGCUCAUCGACCUCAGCGCCUUCAUGCACGCAUCAAGGGGUUGUGUCAACAUUAUCGUCUGGAUCGUGGUCAAUGCGCCAUACUUCCCUUCAGUUUACUCCGAUGAUAAAGCAGCCUCCGCGCUCCAGUCUCCGUGUGGGAAUGGGAUGUCGAUGCGCGGGUCGUUCUCACCCUGCGCUACCAACUCGGAGUGCACCGAAGCGAGCGACAGUAAGCACGACGACUCGCACAAACACGAAGAGAAGCUCAUGAACCCUCAGCUGAAUGUGGCGCUGAGGAAGCAGAUGAUUCACAUGGCUACAAAUGGCAUCAUCGAGUCUAUCCAACAUCACCAUCGGAUGCGACGCGAAAACGGCAACAACCACACGUUCCAGUUGGACUGGCAGCGGUCUCCCCAGCGUCGGAUUCGACAGCUCGUGUCUUCAGCUUCGUCAAGUUAUGACGUGGGGUCCAUGACGAUCCCGCCAAGAUCAAUGCCGAUCCUGCGCGAGAUGAGAAGCUCGACCGUUCGAGUCGUGGAGGAGCCGCGCGACAACCCGAGCAACAUGCGCUUCACCUUCAUGCCCAUGGCGUUGACGGAGAUGCAGUUCUACGACUUCCAGCCGCGAGUGUUCGCUUCGAUUCGUCAGCUGUACGGCGUGAAUGACGCCGAGUACGUCUUCGCGUUCCGCUCGACGAUCAACGAGCGUAUCAGCGAAGGUCGGAGUGGCGCCUUCGUCUUCAACACGUGCGACCGCAAGUACCUUGUGAAGAGCACGACGUCGAAGGAGAAGGACGUGCUAUUGCGACUGCUGCCCAGCUACUUGCGUUACCUCAAGUGGAACCCUGGGACGCUGUUGCCUCGCUUCUUUGGCUUCCACGCCAUGAAGAUGUACGGCCAGAUCUUCUACUUCAUCGUGAUGGGGAACUUCCUGGGCACGACGGAGGUGAUUCAUCGCAGGUACGACAUCAAGGGAUCCUGGGUGGACCGCAAUGCCCCCGCGUGUGUUCUAGGCGAGAAGUACCGCUGCUCGAAGUGCAACCGGUUCUUCACGUUCGGUGGUGCGCCAGGGGAACCGUGCUUUCUACCGGGAGAAGAGCACUAUCCCGACAUCACUCUACGCGAUAACGAUCUCAAGAAGAGGCUGAAGCUGGAUACGGACACCGCGACGAAACUCGUGAAGCAGCUGACGCGAGACAGCAACUACCUCGCCAGCGCCGGCAUCAUGGACUACAGUCUUCUCAUUGGCACGCACUACUCGCACUUCACCAUCACAACAGAGUAUAAGCGAGGGAUUUCACGCCGGAAGUCCGUGGAGCUCACUGCGUUCUGUGCCGACAGUCACGAGCUCAAGACCGACGCAGAGUUCCUCCCUACUCUAGUCGGAACUCAUCGUUCGCCCAGUGAGGACGACGUCCUGUCGGAAGGAACAAGGGCAUCGGAGUCCUCAGAGGUCUCCUUUGGAGGUCGCUUGUCCGAUGUGUCGCAGGGCUCAGUGGGUCCACCCGAGCGCGCGGUUUACCCUCAGAGCCACGCGUAUCACGCGCACCAAGUCUCCGGUCCCAGCAAGUACUACUUCGGCCUGGUGGACAUUCUACAGGAGUGGACGGUGUCGAAGCGGUUAGAGCGCGCCUACAAGGUGCGUGUCCUGAGGAAGUCACGCAAAGGAGUGUCGGCCAUUCCGCCUAAGCCGUACGCCCGGCGGUUCCAGCGCAAAAUGACGCAACUGUUCAUCACGAUGCCGGAGCAUCCGCUCGAAGACGACGAGCCCAACGAUAUCCCGGCGCACCAAGUGUAA